Messenger RNA from Lottia gigantea (owl limpet), 1956 nucleotides. RefSeq lists its product as hypothetical. Gene Ontology annotation, cellular component: membrane. The transcript has 18 exons. NCBI's taxonomy places the organism in Eukaryota, Metazoa, Mollusca, Gastropoda, Lottiidae. Gene Ontology annotation, biological process: transmembrane transport; oligopeptide transport. The annotation marks the transcript as partial. The record is from RefSeq and is a predicted model, not a curated record. Gene Ontology annotation, molecular function: dipeptide transmembrane transporter activity.
UUUCCAACGUGUGUAUAUUAUAUUUUGGGCAGUGAGUUUUGUGAACGAUUCAGUUAUUAUGGUUUAAGAACCAUAUUGGUUAUCUAUUUAACAAAAUGGCUGCUAUACAGUAGUGACGAUGCUACCAUUAUUUACCAUUCUUUCUGUAUGUUAUGUUAUCUCUCUCCGCUUCUUGGUGCCAUCAUUGCAGAUGGAUAUCUUGGAAGAUACAAGACUAUUAUGUAUUUAAGUAUAGUAUAUGCCAUUGGUAAUAUAGUGUUAUCAUUAACUGCUCUACCACCAACAGAAGUCUAUCUUUAUUAUAGAUAUGGUCCUAUUAUUGGUUUGAUAUUAAUAGGGAUAGGAACUGGAGGAAUCAAACCAUGUGUAUCAGCUAUGGGAGGGGAUCAGUUCUCUUCAGAUCAGGUGAAAGAAAGAUUGGCGUUUUUCUCCUUAUUUUACUUUAUGAUUAACUUUGGGAGUAUGUUAUCAACAGUUAUUUCCCCUGUUCUACGAGCUGAUGUACAUUGUAUAAAAGACAGUUGUUAUCCAUUGGCUUUUGGUGUACCAGCUUUACUCAUGAUCAUUGCUUUAGUGAUAUUCUGGGCUGGGAGAAAACAAUAUAAACAUGUACUUUUAACAGGUAAUGUUAUAGGCCAGGUAGCUGCCUGUAUCAUGGUAAGUUCUAAGAAGAAGAAAUCUCAUUGGUUGAACCAUGCUGAGGACAAAUAUGAGGUAGAGUUUAUAUCUGAUGUUAAACAAGUAUUAAAAGUUUUAUGGAUAUUUUUACCAUUACCAGUAUUCUGGGCUCUGUUUGAUCAACAGGGGUCACGAUGGACUUUACAAGCUGAGCAGAUGGAUGGACAUGGAAGUUUAGGGAGAAUCAAACCAGAUCAACUCCAAGUUUUAAAUCCAAUUCUUAUUUUGAUUUUCAUACCAAUUUUUCAACAUAUAGUAUAUCCCUUGUUAGAUCGUUGUAAGGUUCCAAAUAGACCAAUACAGAAAAUGGUGGUUGGAAUGAUAUUUGCUUGUGGGGCUUUCAUCAUAGCAGGCUUUGUACAGAUCAAAUUAGAUGUAAGACUUUAUAGAGCUUAUUUAUGUUACUCCUCUGAUCUCCAUUAUUCUCCAAGAUACACACUGUAUGGCAUAUCCUGUUUUAUUACUUUUUUUUGUCCAGAAAGGAAAGCAUUUAAGAAAGUAGGAUAUAAAACUCAAGUUCUUUUCUUUAAGAACAAAAAAAUAGAAUGUAAAACUCAAAUUCAUUUCAUUUUAUGUAUCAGAAACAGAAAAGUAAGAUCUAAAAUUCUAUUCUAUUUCAUUAGCUCUAUCAAGACAGAAAUGUUGGAUUUUAAAAUCAAAGGGAAAAAACCAAAAGCUGGAAAAUCACAAAUAAGUAUGAUAAGUUACCUACCUCUCCAAGAAGAAGUGUCAGUAGAUAUAAAAUCCUCAGAACAUAUAUACAGUAUUAAUAUAACACAUAGUAAUAUCAGUCAAUAUCAUUCUAUAGAACCUGGCAGCUAUGGAAUCUAUUUACCAGACCAAAAUGGAACUAGUAGUUAUAGUUAUCCAGUCACAUUAGGUAGUGGAGCUGUUUAUACUUUAAUUUUAACAGCCAAAGAUCUCCAGAAUUAUGAUCCAAGAUCUGUUGAUAUUUUGACCUAUACCAGUGUAAAUGUAAAUGAGAUGUCCAUGUUGUAUAUGAUACCUCAGUAUAUAGUUAUUACUAUAGGAGAGAUCUUGUUCUCUAUCACUGGUCUCUCUUUUGCUUAUAAUGAGGCACCUACAUCAAUGAAAUCAGUGGUUCAAGCUGGUUGGCUGAUGACUAUGGGUAUUGGGAAUCUCAUCGUGGUGUUUGUUGCUGAAAUCUCUCUUCUUCCUAGUCAGACAGCUGAGUUUUUUCUAUUUGCCAGUUUAAUGGGUUUGGACAUUAUAAUAUUCAGUAUCAUGUCAUGUUUUUAUAAAUAUUCUUACACCAGU